Molecule: messenger RNA, 336 nt
Organism: Lactuca virosa
Lineage: Eukaryota; Viridiplantae; Streptophyta; Magnoliopsida; Asterales; Asteraceae
Source: the annotation of a GenBank genome assembly
AUGCCGCCAACACUUUUAGAGCCUAAUACUCUGAAACAACGUAAUCGAAACUUUAUUGCCACUAUAUUCACCAGUGCCACACAAUUGAGAAAUCUAAAAAGGACAUUGAGCCUACCUGAGAGUGUUUUUCUCUUCUGUAAGAGGGAAGUUCAUCCCAGGAAUCAAUUGGCAAUGAGAUUGAGAAGGCAAUGUCAAGCAUUUCUUAUCUUUGGCAAAUUGAUGGAGGUCAACUAGUUUGUUGGUUAUCUAGUGAUAAUACAUGUGUUGCAAAUUUUGUUUAGUAAGAUAAGGUUGUAUAUAAAUAAGGUAGGAGAAAUUAUUUUUGAUAGGUAAGAG